UUCUGUAACCACAGGGGAAGUCAUUUAGGAGAGCAAAGAGAAGCUGCAUUCCUUUUUCUCAGUUUCAGGCAUCCUGCCUCCCCCACUGCGUUUACUGUCAGUGAGCUGUUCCGAGGUGGAGGGGAAGGGUUGGUGGGGGUUCAGAGGAGUAGAGGGUGAGUAGAGCAUUUGAAAAACCAGCUGAUCAGAGCUAAGGUAUUCUUCCACAGAAGCAGAGGGAGAGACUGCCUGACUCAAAAGACAAGGGAGGAUAGAUUGUGAGCUUAUUGGUACUUAGAUUGGAGCCUCUCAGGGAUGCCUUCUGUCAUGGAAAUCUGGAAACUCACCUGAAGGAAAAAGCCUUAAGAAAAGAUGUAAGAGCUUGUGGCAGGGGGUGAAAUCUGAGGAAGUCUCACAGAAAAGGAGAAGUCAAGAGCUGGAAACCAAUCCCUGGCUUAAGAACUCCGUGGAAUAGAGAGCAAUGUCUUGGUUAUCACCAGUGUCAUGGGCCAAAUGGACGUGGACGGCGGUACGAGGCGCAGAAGGAGAGGAGGAUGAAGAGAGGCAGGAUGCCAGCGAGGAAAGGGAGCAGUAUGGAAAGGCAGAGGAGGAAGAGGAGGAGGAGAGAUCUCAAGGCUGCAGUUCUGACUCAGAGGGUAAUUUUGGAACUCCUGAAGCAGCUACUCCUGUCCACACCCCUCCAACUGUCCCGGAAGAGCUGGAGAACAACAACACUGAUGCAGACAAAACAGACUUGGAGCAGGAGGAAAGGCUGAUAGUGAUGGCCCCUGUCAUGGAUCAGGAUGUUUUGUUAAGCCAAACCAUGGUCCAGGGCGAGCCAGUAGUCCCAAUAGGGCGACCAAAUGAAAUAAAUGUCCCAAAUCUAGAAGACGACCAAGCAGGGCAACCUAAACAACACUUGGACUCUACUGCUCCUGAUUCACCCUCUCCAAAGGACAUAGCUAACUGCAUGGCUUCAUUUUCUGAGUCAUCACAAAUUUCAAACCUUAACCAUGUUGAGGAUCACAUCGUACAUGUAUCUCCAUCUUCAAGCUCCCCUCCUUCCUCAAUACAGAGCACUGAACCUGCAGCCUUUUCUGCUUCAGAGUCAUCUGAGGACAAGGCCUUGGUUGAACCAGAACCACAACAAAGUGACCUUGCAAAUCACGCAGAACCAACUAAAAAGACAAAAACCAGAAAAUCUAAACCUCCAUCGCUAAAAAUGGAGGCCCCGCUGACAGAGCUUGAGGAGCCAGAACUCUCUAUUCCCAAGGCCACAUACAACUUUGACCCCACCCAGCUGGAUGAUAGCUUUAAUCCCUUCACCAGUGGAGGAUCCAAAAUCCAGAACUCUCCCCCACCAUAUGGCCCAACCUCUCACACCAGGCCUGAGACACUUGGCAGUUCAUUUCCUACUUGUGAGGACAGUUCAGCAGCACAAUCUAACUCAGAAAUGAUUGAGUCCUCAUCAGAUGUGAAGCCUGUCCUCUUGGAGUUUGGUCUGGAUGAGGGAAUGGUCAGCAAGCCCCCUCCAAAGAAAUUUGGGGGGAAAAAGCCAAUCAGCAAACUUGCUGCAAAGAAGCAGAGGCCCAAAGGAUCAGACGCCCACAGCAAACCUUCACUAGAAUCCCCUGUGUCAGAGGCAAAGUCUCAGCCAGUGGUGGAAACAGUAACAGAGGCACCCCAUCAGUCUACGUCAGAAUCAGUGUCAGAACAAGGAGAAAAAGACUCCUCCGCUCCUCUAAACCUGGAUGACGUUCCUAUUGCUAAGACCGGAACCUACAACUUUGAUCCCAGUCAGUGGGAUGACCCAAACUUCAAUCCAUUUGGUAGCAAUAACAAGAUGAGCGGCUCUCCUGUGCUCCCUAAGAGCCCUAACAGCGUUGACCCAGAUCAUUUUAAUGAUUCUGUAGACCCUAUAAAACACUCUAAAUCCCUAAGCACUGAGGAUUCAUCCAGCAGUGUCUCUCAGCCAGAGACAAAAGUCAAAGAAGAAGUCAAGCAGAAAGCACGACAGACACCUGGGGAGAAGAAAGUGAGACAGAUUCCAAAGAAAAGCAAAGAGAAGGCAAGCACGAAUUCCUGUAAAGUAGAGAAAUAUGACGAAAGUCAGUCCUUGGUCCUGGACGUAUGUGAUCAGGAUAAAGAAGAAGCGGUGGCUCCGACCCCAGAGAUAACUCAACGAGUUCACCACGCCACAGAUGAGGAGAAACUAGCGUCCACUUGCAUGAUGGGUCAGACAACAGACAGCCAGGAGGAGGUAGAAGACACACAAUGUAAUAAAACACCAGUGAAAAAGCAGCCGCCUGCCAUGGAGGUUCCUGAGAUCAAGGCUAUAGAUCACCAGGGGGAGAAGGACACCUCCUGUCUUAAAGAUGAUGCAAAUGAGGUAUCCGUGCAGAAGCCAGCAAAAAUAAGCUGCACUGAGGCCCUGAACACAGCAGCCCUAUCACAGGACGGCAUCCCUAUGAGUGAGAUGGACAAGGCUGCUGUGCUAACCCUCAUAAGAGAGGAGAUUAUCACUAAAGAGAUUGAGGUCAAUGAGUGGAAGAGAAAAUAUGAGGCGAGCAGAGCAGAGGUUAUGGAGAUGAGUCCCUCUAUGUUUGCAGAGGAUGAACAGCAGCAGAAGAGCCUCUCCUGUAGUAAGUCGGUCAGGCAGCUGACUUUGGAGAGAGAUCAGGCCAUGGCUGACCUCAACUCAGUGGAGCGUUCUUUUGCUGAUCUCUUCCGGAGGUAUGAGAACAUGAAGGGAGUCUUGGAGGGCUUCAAGAAGAAUGAGGAGGUGCUGAAGAAAUGUGCACAAGAUUAUCUGAUGCGUAUUAAGCAGGAGGAGCAGAGAUACCAAACCCUCAAAGUCCAUGCUGAGGAGAAACUGGAUAAGGCUAAUGAAGAGAUAGCUCAGGUGCGUGUCAAGGCCAACUCAGAGAGUGUUGCUCUAAAUGCAAGUCUCAGAAAGGAGCAGAUGAAGGUUGAGUCACUUGAAAGAGCUGUCCUUCAAAAGAAUCAAGAGAUCGAGGAGCUCACCAAGAUCUGCGAUGAGUUGAUCGCCAAACUGGGACCUGAUUAAGAGGCCUAUGAUGGAAGUUUGUGGCACAAGCAGCAGUGCUUUCUCAUAGCAGCACAUUUUAAUUCUGUUCACGAGCACACAUCAGCACAUGUUCCCUUACUGUGCUGUUUUAGUCAUUCUGUUUUUUUUUGUUAAAGUAUAUCUUCCCAAAAGAUGUUCUGGUUGCAGUUGCUUAUUUUCUCAUUUCUGGCUGAAAUAUAAAACAAGAACAAUAAUGGUGUGUUGCACUAAUCACGGAAACUGAAAAAAAGCACAGAAGUUUUACAAAGUCUUGACGAAGACAUGUGCUUUGAUAAUCUUCUCUUUAAGAUUUGCUGAAGGGUUUGCCGUAAGUUUGAAAUAUUCAUCCAUCUUUUAAGUACUGGGCUUGUUUCUUUGAAAGGUGUGAGCUGUGGUUGUCAAGGCAUUUUCAUUGAUAUUUUAAUCCUUGCACGUCCUGGAAUAAGGGAUCAGUGAUGCCUACAGAGUUCAUCAGACUUUUAUUUUAUCUUUAUUGAAGCACAUUUGCAGUAAUUACCCGCGUUAAUGUAACAAUCCCACUCAGAGAAAAUAUAAAUCUUUAUGCUGAGUCGCUAAAUAGAUUUUUAAAAGAAGAGUUUACACAAAAUACCCCUUGUGCCACAUAAAUCAAGAAAAUUAAGAGCAUUCAAAUGAAAACAACAUAUUUGUUAGGUGACAGUGAUCGGUAAAACUUUAUUUUUGUCAUACUAUAAUCUCAAACCUUGUGCCAUAAUUCUUUUUCUAUGAUGAAAAUGAGAAAAUGACCUGCUGCCAUGUAAAUAUUUUUAUUUUGUAGGCUACUCUCAUUUUUCUGUGUGCAGAUGUUGCAGGUGUUACAUUAUUUUGUCUAUUUUACUGAAGUAAACUUUUUUCAUUGACAUUCAUGCAGUUCCAAAUUCUGUUGCCAAAGUGUACUGUAUACAUUGUUUGGUGUUUUUCUUUUUUUUGGUUGGUGUUUUUCUUUUUUUUUUGCCUGAUACUAAUUAUUCUGAGCUAGCCAAUAUGGGUUUGCAGUUUUAUUGCUUUACCUGUGGUGAUAUGCCGACAAAGCCUUUGUUUUAGGGAGCCGAAGUACAUAAAAUUCCAUUUGCCAGCAUAAACAUUUUCUGGUGUGAACUUGAAGGAGCACAUUUGUGCAGCUCUGGUCAGUUGAGUAUCAUAAACAGAUUUUUCUAUGGACACCCUCUGUACAAUCAGAUGCCAAAUAUCAAUACAUGAUGUGCCCCCAUGCCCAAUUGUGGUGGUGUUACAGUAGCAUGAAGCUGCUUAUUCAUUGUCAGUAUAUCAUGUGUAUAUUUUAUACUUAUAUGAAAAGAACAUCUGAAGUUGUGUUGCUUAUAUUUGUAAACUUGAAGAAUAAAGUAUGCUCAAAUUGUAUUGUUACCUGCUAUAUUUUGUGCGUUCCUGAAUAAAAUGUUAUGGUUUAA
This is a messenger RNA of Menidia menidia (Atlantic silverside), 4473 nucleotides long. Lineage: Eukaryota; Metazoa; Chordata; Actinopteri; Atheriniformes; Atherinopsidae. The record is from the annotation of a GenBank genome assembly.